ACAAAAGAUUUGUUUUAUUUUAUUGGCUCAUUAACUUUAUAUGAAGUAGUUUAAUGAAUUAAAACUAGUUGUAUAAAUAUUAUAAACCAGGUUUAAUUUAUCUCUAGAAACGGACCCGGUCCUGUUUUGGUGUCGGACCGGGAGCUGACACUCGUGUGUUCGAUGCCGGUUAGAUGUCUUCCUCGGCUCCGGACGCGACCCUGGUGGGUGUGUGUGACGCGGAGCUGGACCCGGACAGACACCGGUCCUCGUACCUCACCAACAAGGUGGGGGGGCAGCCGGACUGGUUACCGGGCAUCUCCUCGCUGUGUCCCCGCUGUGCUCGCUGCGGAGCCCCGCUGAGCCAUGUGGUGCAGGUGUACUGCCCCCUGGAGGCCUCUCCCUACCACAGGAGCCUCCACCUGUUCGCCUGCCCGGGGCCCGGGUGCAGCCGCGGGCCGCAGGGCUGGAGGGUGCUCCGCUCCCAGUGUCUGGAGAACCAGGGGCCGCAGCGGGCACCCAGCCGGCCCGCCCCGGCCCAGGAGGCCCCUCUGGCGGCCACUGACUGGUGUGACACCGCUGAUGACUGGGGCCUGGAGGAGGAGGAGGGUUGUGGAGGAGGUGUGGUGAAGGAGCAGGAGGAUGUGAUGAAGGAGCAGGUUCAGGAGGAGGAGGAGGAUGUGAUGAAGGAGCAGGUUCCAGAGGAGGAGGAGGAUGUGAUGAAGGAGCAGGUUCAGGAGGAGGCAGCAGCUCCUGAAGCAGGAAGUCUGAGCAGCAGACUCCAGGACCUCAGCCUGGGAGAAUCACACCAUGACCUCCUCGUCUUCCGCUCGUUCUUCAUCAGCGUGGUGCAGGAGGCAGAUCUGUGGGGCGAGGAAGACGAGCUGGAGCACGCUCAGGAGCUGCUGAGGGAGUACGAGGGGAGAGAGGGCGUGACCGUGAGGAAGCUGGAGGGCGGCGAGGGCGGCGGCGAGGAGAAGUACGAGAAGUCCCGAGCCCGUCACGGAGACGCCUUCUUCUCCAGGUUCAUGAAGAGGAUCUCGCUGUGUCCUCAACAGAUCCUACGCUACUGCCGCGGGGGGGGAACGCUCUUCAUCUCCGAGCCGCCGCCCCACGUGGCCCAGGUGGUGUCGGCGUGCGGCUCCUGUGGAGGAGCCAGGACGUUCGAGCUGCAGCUGAUGCCGGCUCUGGUCAGCCUGCUGCAGAGGACGGACGGGGGGGCGGAGCUGGAGCUGGAGUUCGGGACGGUCCUGGUGUUCACGUGUGUGAACAGCUGCUGGACGGCGGGCUCCGGAUCCGCCGUGGAGGAGUUCUGCUUGGUUCAGACCGACCCGGACCAGCAGCUGUUUAACUGAGCCCACAGCUGGACAGGUCUGAUGCUCACUGCAGGACACUGUGACGUCACUGUGGGGGCGUGGUCACAGGCAUCACAGCCCGCCCAUAUCUUUGAUGUCUGACGUGAAACAGACGUGAAACAUUCAGGAAGAGACCGAAGCUGAAAAACCUGAUGACUGGUUUAAAUUUAAAUAAAUGAACAGAUUUGGUUUCCGACGGAGAAAAGUGAUCGUUUUAUUACUGGGUCCAUUUUUCCCAGAUGACACAGUUUCCCAAAAAAGGGUGUGUGAGAUUGUAAAGUGGUACGAUCCCCCCCCUGACCUCAAGCACCAAGUAACUUUAAAUACAAAUACUGAAGUAAAGUGUCUGAAACUUUAAACACUGGGCAACUUUAUCAACCUGAAAGCAGCAGCUGGAUGAAGUGAGUCUGAUGUGUGAGUGUGAACAAGAGAAAGUUUCCUCCUUCUCUCCCUGAGCGUCUGUUCUCUGUGACUCUGCUGAGUGGGUUCCAUCUCCUGAGAGAACAACUGACUGAGAGUCACAGACACAACCAGCUGAAGAGAGAAGCUGAACUGAGAUCAGUUAAAAACACUCUGAAGUUAUUAACAACCAGAGUUUACCUCCAAUAUUCAGCAGGAAGCUGUUUGUUACAGCUGCAGCUCUUCAGGUUCAGGAAGCAGAGGAUCAUGGGUAAUAUCCAGUGUUUAGUUGUGUCAGCUCACUAGGAUGACUCAUUCAGAAUCAACACGUGUUAUUUCUACACAUGAAAACACUUCAUGAAUCAGACACAGAGUCCAACAGAGUUAUUCACCACAUGUGGCUGCAGGGGGCGCUCUCAGCUUCUCUGGAUCUUUCCUGCAGCAGCUAAGCAGCAGAACCUGCUCUGACCUUUGACCUCCCUCUGGUGAAAGGUCGCUGCUCAAUGAACCGACAGUAACAUGAACAUAAACUUUUGUUAUUCUGCUUCUCAGAUUAUUUCUAAUUAAAGAAAAACACAGAACAUA
Messenger RNA from Platichthys flesus (European flounder), 2318 nucleotides. RefSeq names its product programmed cell death 2-like (gene pdcd2l). The coding region runs from base 174 to 1334 and encodes 386 amino acids. The transcript is spliced from 2 exons. The record is from RefSeq and is a predicted model, not a curated record. Gene Ontology annotation, cellular component: cytoplasm. Lineage: Eukaryota; Metazoa; Chordata; Actinopteri; Pleuronectiformes; Pleuronectidae.